Molecule: messenger RNA, 1071 nt
Organism: Serpula lacrymans var. lacrymans S7.9
Lineage: Eukaryota; Fungi; Basidiomycota; Agaricomycetes; Boletales; Serpulaceae
Exons: 7
Coding region: 1-1071 (356 amino acids)
Source: RefSeq, a predicted model, not a curated record
AUGCCUGCUGAAGAAGUAUCUCUCGUUUCGGCAAAUCUUGCAGCGGUUUGCAUCGAAAGCUUUCUAUAUGGUAUAUUCUUUGUCUUGUCCAUGUCAUCAGUGUUUCUUUUGAUCGUUCGCCACCGAUCCCAAUAUACGCAAUAUCCGGCCAAGAGCAGAAGGUCAAUCCUCACAUCGCCCAUUUUCGUGGGGACCAUACUUCUCUUUAUCACCGUUACUACUCACUGGAUUAUAACCUUUCUGCGGCUUUUCCAAGCAUUUUUAUUAUAUGAAAGAGGAACAUCACCUUUAUCAUUCUAUGGUGACUUGUCGCAAGCCACAGAGGUUGUCAAAACUGGAUUUGUAAUGGCGACCAUCAGUAUCAGUGAUGCAAUGCUCGUAUGUCAAACGGAUGGUAUCUGUGUCACAUUUACAGAGUUCCCUACACAGAUUUACCGACUAUGGCUGAUUUGGAAUCAUAAACUGUCUGUGAUCAUUUUACCUCUUUUUACUCUUAUGGGCCUCACCGUCUGUGGUGUGGGAGCUACGUACCAGCUUACCCUGUAUCAUAUAGAGAAGAAGCUUUAUAUGUCUCAAGCUGGACGUUGGGUCACUAGUGAUUGUGUUUUCACUUUGUGUACAAAUAUUUACACGAUGAUUGCGUGGAAAGUUUGGAGGACAAAUAAGGCCUCACGGACCCAUGGUUAUACGCAGGGAAGCUUGUUGCCAAUCCUGGCUACAUUAGUGGAAAGUGCUGCCCUUUACACGCUUUGGUCCAUCUUUUUCUUUGCCACAUACCAGUCACACACCAAUUUGCAUUCCACCAUCCUGGAUACAUGGAGUCCAGUGGCUGGAAUUGCAUAUACACUAAUCAAUGUCCGCGUUGGGUUAGGUCACACGCAGUCUUCAAAACAAAUAUCUUUUGCCUCUCAAGAGCCGGCUAUCAUUAGAGGUCAGGUAGGGGGCAACUCCUACUCAAUGCGCCCUAUUGCAGUAAAUAUUACUCGCAUGGAUAAUGGUGGUGAACUUGAUAUGGGCAGAUUUUCCGCUGAGUAUGGACAAGAUAAGGUUGGCAUCAGGGAACCUGUUUGA